Messenger RNA from Serendipita indica DSM 11827, 1590 nucleotides. The record is from the annotation of a GenBank genome assembly. NCBI's taxonomy places the organism in Eukaryota, Fungi, Basidiomycota, Agaricomycetes, Sebacinales, Serendipitaceae.
AUGUCGACGAUGACGAUGGCGUGCGAAGCGUGCUACGCGCGCACUAUCGAGUGUAUACGAAAUAGAACCUCUGAGAGAUGCAAUGCUUGCAUUCAGACCCGCCAGGCCUGUUCUCCGACCCUUGGAGCCACCGAUCCACAGUUGGCAGCGCGCGCUUUCAUCCCACACGAAGUCGCCAAUCAACGCAUACUUGCUCCCGGCACCACACGGUCGACAAGCCAAUAUCCUGCUCACCAGUCUCAAAUCCAACAUUCUGCUGGCGUCGUGAGCCCUAAGGUGAACGGCGACGAUGGAAACGACAUUGAGCAAACAGUCGCUCGCCUGACUCGUCUACAACGCCUAAUCAACAGACUUAUUCAUCCGGUGGUGAAACUACAGAGAGCCACCAAGGACUCACUAGGCGGCUCUCGGGCUUUUUCACCGCGCAAUUUUGAUCCAGCGUCUUCUCCAGUUACACAAGCGGGUGGUUCCCCGCGAUCAAUCACGGACCGCGCGUCGUCUGCCUCUCAUAGGACACCUAUUCAACCACAGAGCCCGACGUCAAGUCUUUUCGAGAGCGUAGACGUCGACCUCGAAGGUAGACAAAGACCUUUCGGGUAUCUGGCUCAAGACGUGGAUGCUCCCACUCGCCCGGUAUCACUAAAAGAGCCUGCCACCUCUUCUCCGUGGACAAUUCGAGAGAGAAACCUCACGGGCUACGUGCGCUUGCGCUCAUUGCACAAAGUCUACGAUGGUCCAUAUUCGGCCGUCUUUCAAGGUAUCUACAAGGACGGGGACGAAGAAAAAGACGUCGCCAUAAAGAUCGUUCGAGCCGUCGGGUCUCCUCGUUCCAUACGGCGGAGAAGAUGUCGUGAAGUCACGACAGGAAUGAGUAUCCACCAUCCCAAUAUCCUCCCGGUAUACGGCAUUGUCGAGGGCGAGGAGUUUGGCCCGUUUGGCGGAAUCAUCACACCAUGGUGUCCAAAUGGCAAUGCUGCGCAAUUGGUCCACGAGUACAAUCUUUCACCACUGGAAAGAUAUCGUCUGUGGCGAGGUGUGGUGGAUGGACUUGCUCAUCUACAUUCGCAUUCACCGCAGAUUGUACACGGAGACAUGAAACCGCCCAAUGUUCUGAUUGCCAAAGAUGGAAGGCCGAUGAUUUGCGACCUCGGGCUUGCACGAAUCUUGGUCGAUGAGACCUCAUUCUCGAGCGACGAAUACGCUAGCGACGAAGAUCAGUCAUGGAUGCGUAAAAUCAAUACCACAACGCCGCAUUCUGGAACACCUCGAUACCUCGCUCCCGAACAGGUUGAUCUAAACCGUCCUCUAAACCUACGGCAGCGGCAGACGUACGCAGUCGGGUGUAUCGGGUUCGAGGGCCAAAUCUUCCAUGAUAUUCGUCGCGGCAUCCUCCUGCUCGACUCGACGACCUCACACUCACCCAAAACUAGUCCAUUGUCGACCCCGGUCGAUGGUGUGAGUCUUCUAUGGGAUAUACUGGAGUGGUGCUGGCGUCGUGAUCCUUCUUCUCGCCCGAUGGCAUUGCGUCUAUGCGAGUUGUUGGCCAGUUACGAAGAUGCGAUUGUCAGUGCGCUCGAGCGCCAAACCUAA